AUGACGAGUUCGGUUUUUAGCUGUGACUGGGCGAUUUUGCCACGUCACUGCCCAGACGAUUGCCUUGAUUGCGCCACUCGUCCGGAGAGGCUUCUUGGUGGAGCCAUCCAGGCGGAUGCGGUGGAGCGUCGCAGGAGGACGGUGGUGGAUGAAGCGACGGCUGCUGCCGAUGCCGAGAGGGUGGUUGAAAGGGAUGAGAUGGAGGAGGCGGCGAGGAUCGCCGCCGAAGCCGAUCGUCGGGAAGACGCUGAGAGAGUGAAACAGAAGGAAGGAGAAGAGCAUGAGUCCGGUGACGAAACCGGCUCUGACGAGGACGAAGGAGCAGGGUCGUCAGGACAAGCGAGACUCGAGGGCAUCCCGGAUGUAAUCAAGAUGCCGAGCCGUACACUGCCUACCGGCCUAAUCCAUGAUGGGAGGUCGUGGAUGACGGAGGAGAUUCUCCAAGAUCUCAUAGCAGAGGCCGAGUUCCGUGAUUCCGUGGAGUUUCGUAUCCCAGGCUAUCUUGAAAGGCCCUACGACGUUCCGGCUGGCUGGAUGUGCAUUUACGAGUGUAUGUUCACCGAAUUUGGGAUGAACUUCCUUCUGUCUCCUCUGUUUUUGCAAUUUGCGGCUGAUCGUGGCAUUCCUACGAGUCAACUGACCCACGGCGUGGUUCGUCACAUCGUCUUUACUGAGGCCCUAGCUAGAGCCGCCGGAGUUUUAUUCGAUCGCCUUUUGUUCGAGCAUAUUACUGAUCUCCGGGCUCCUUCUUGA
This is a messenger RNA of Microthlaspi erraticum, 753 nucleotides long. The record is from the annotation of a GenBank genome assembly. NCBI's taxonomy places the organism in Eukaryota, Viridiplantae, Streptophyta, Magnoliopsida, Brassicales, Brassicaceae.